Messenger RNA from Manis javanica (Malayan pangolin), 1464 nucleotides. RefSeq names its product interleukin 2 receptor subunit gamma (gene IL2RG). Gene Ontology annotation, molecular function: cytokine receptor activity; protein binding. The record is from RefSeq and is a predicted model, not a curated record. Gene Ontology annotation, cellular component: membrane; external side of plasma membrane. NCBI's taxonomy places the organism in Eukaryota, Metazoa, Chordata, Mammalia, Pholidota, Manidae. Gene Ontology annotation, biological process: cytokine-mediated signaling pathway.
GGUUCCCAACACAGUCUACACCCAAGGAACGAAGAGCAAGCGCCAUGUUGAAGCCACCAUUGCCACUCAGAUCCCUCUUAUUCCUGCAGCUGCUUCUGCUGGUGGUGGGGCUGAACGCAAUGCUCCCCACGCCCAUUGGGAAUGAAGACAUCACAGCUGAUUUCUUCCUUACCUCUAGACUCCCUGGGACCCUCAGUGUUCCCAUCCGGCCCCUCCCAGAGGUCCAGUGUUUUGUGUUCAAUGUCGAGUACAUGAAUUGCACUUGGAACAGCAGCUCUGAGCCUCAGCCCACCAAUUUGACUCUGUACUAUUGGUACAAGAACUCAGAUGAUGAUAAAGUUCGGGAGUGUGGCCACUAUCUAUUCUCUGAAGAGAUAACUUCUGGCUGUUGGUUGCAAAAAGAGGAGAUCCAUCUCUACCAAACAUUUGUUGUCCAGCUUCAGGACCCACAGGAACCCAAGAGGCAGGCCAUACAGAUGCUAAAACUGCAGGAUCUGGUGAUCCCCUGGGCUCCAGAGAAUCUAACUCUUCGCAACCUGAGUGAAUCCCAGCUAGAACUGAGCUGGAGCAACAGAUACUUGGACCACUGUUUGGAGCACCUGGUGCAGUACCGGAGCGACUGGGACCGCAGCUGGACUGAACAAUCAGUGGACUAUAGGCAUAGCUUCUUUCUGCCUAGCGUGGAUGGGCAGAAACUGUACACGUUCCGGGUUCGGAGCCGCUAUAACCCACUCUGUGGGAGUGCCCAGCAUUGGAGUGAAUGGAGCCGACCAAUCCACUGGGGCAGCACUACUUCAAAGGAGAAUCCUUCGUUGUUUGCAUUGGAAGCUGUGCUUAUCCCCCUUAGCUCCAUGGGAUUGAUUAUCGGCCUCAUCUGUGUGUACUGCUGGCUGGAACGGGCCAUGCCCCGAAUUCCUACCCUCAAGAGCCUAGAGGAUCUGGUUACUGAAUACCACGGGAACUUUUCGGCCUGGAGUGGUGUGUCUAAAGGAUUGGCGGAGAGUCUGCAGCCAGACUACAGUGAACGGCUAUGUCACGUCAGUGAGAUUCCCCCAAAAUGAGAGGCUCUAGGGGUGAGGCCUGGGGGCUACCCCUACUGGGCUCUUCUGUGUUACACACUGACACCUGAAACCUGAGCACUGACACUCUGACGGAACCCUAGGGUCCUGUAGCCCUAAAUUAUACUAACUUCCCUUCAGAGGAGCCAGCCAGUCCGAUGCUCAUCUUGCCCCACCAUGGCUGAUUUUGAAUUUUAUGCCCCCUAUAACUGCCCCUUUAUUCAAUAUCUCUUACUUGAGAAUUGCCCCUUUGCCCUGUAUGUGUUUCUCAUCCCUCCCAAUCCAGCCUUCCUCCUCUCAGGAUUGUUUCUUCUGCCGUCCUGCUGUCCCUCCCUCCCUCUUUCCAUCUACCCUUCAGUUAUUCCCAAAUCAAUGAGAAAUAAAGUUUCUGUUGAUAAUCAUUAAA